AUGACGAUGACGCGACAAUACCCUCCGCAACCGCAUUCUCCCGCCCCUCACCAUCUCUUCCGCCGCAAUCCGUCACAUGGUCUUUACAAUCCUCUUCCCAUUUCGCCCCGGACCAGCGCAACUUCCGACGCCUUUUCUGGAGAUCGACCAUUGCAGCAACCUCCAUCGCAAUACGCCCUUCCGCUGCAUCGAGCUGGCUCGUACCCGCGGCGCGAUUCGCCAGAGAAGAGUCAUGCCGCAAAAGUGGAGCAGUCGGAGCAUAUGCUGCGCCGCAAGACUCCAAACGGGAUCUUGGCCGCAGCGUAUGAUGGUACUUCAGUGGAGCAAACCGAGAAACCUCACGCCAUGAAGCACAUUCUUCUGCCUGUCACGACUGCCGGUGGCGGCGUGAAUCCAACGGCAAUCCCCUAUGGCAUGAAGCAAGAACUCCCUCUUCGGACACCAGGCGCAAUGCAUGGAGGAUCGGACACUCCGCUCCCGCUCCCGCAACCUCCACGUGGGGGCGAAGGUUACGAUUCCGGCCACCUGGGUUUCGAUCCUUCAAACAUGGCGUGGAAGAGGGGACAACCACCCUUUCCUCAGAUUGACUCCAUGUUAAACCAGCUCCCUCCUCACCAACAGUUACAGUACAUGCAGAUGGGCCAACAAUUGCCGGUUCAGCCGCCGUUCCAAACCCCGCUUGGCCCCACAGUAUCGAACGAACAGGGUCCGUACGGGCCUUACUGGCCCAAUGGCACAUUCGUGCCUUAUCGCCCAGCCGCAAUAAGGGAUCCGCGGUAUCAUUCCGCCGCAGCAUCUGCAUGGGGUCAACAACAGCCUGUUUUGGCCAACAAAAUUAAUGGCCAUUGGCCAUCCCACAACAAUCGCGCAUUUGGCGCGGGAUAUGCUGCACCAUCCCCGGGGACCAUGGGCUACAACGCUGGCGCUGUCCCCUUUGGUGCUACUCAAACAUAUGGCGCUUCUUCCGCACAAUCUUGGGGCCCAGAAACAACACCAUGGGGCCCUGUACACCGAAAUCUUCAUAACACUGGAUUAGAGCAGAAUGGCACAGGAUACCACACCGGAAUUGUUCCGGGGCAAUACGACCCUUCUUUUCACGGUCCACCAGCACCUUUUGUUUCUGGGGAAACUACGCCUAGAGGGGACCUAACACCUAUUGACGCGUCGUUUCAGGAUUUCGGACCGCAGUCUAACAACGCACAGCUUCGGGAAAAGGUCCUUGACUGGGCGCAUCAGAUUUAUGUUGAUCUUCUGACUUAUCUUCAUCACGCUCGCAGGCAUGGCCAACACACAAGGCACGGCCAGAGUCAUUUACCGCACAUGUUCCCAAAACCUCCACGGCAGCCUGGAGCAGACUUCUCUUACGCGAAUCGUGACAACCACGGACUCCAGAGUGGUACUAAGAAGGUCGGACCUACGGAAAAUGGAGCCGAACGACAGCUCCAGCGACCCAGCGUCGGUCAUGCGCGCUCGAGUUCUCUGUGGAACGGCUCUCUGUCGGAGCGUCAUCGGCUGGAUCAUCAACGACGAUCUUCUUGGCACCAACAACCAGCUCCUGGUCCCACACAACAUGCUGGACAGUUAAGUGAAGGUUAUCGUCCUUUACCACGUGCUUCCGGGGCAGGUCCGGCGCCCAUGACAUUCCCACCAGAUUCUGCUCGGAUAGCGCUACAGACAAUCUCGAAAUGGUGUCGACAAAGCGGAUGGAAAUGGAUCGAUGGCAUGUUGGUUGGCGGUUGCCUCGCAUAUGCCCUUCAAGACUUUUCUGGUGCAUACGAGUGGUACUACAAAAUCCUUCAGUUGGAUAAGGACCAUGUCGAAGCUCUCUCGAACCUUGCAGCGGCUCUCCAUUCCCUCGGAAGGACAACUGAGGCCGAACGUAACUGGAUACACGCUAUCAGGUUACGGCCAAGUCAUUUUGAAGCUGUAGAGCACCUGGUGGGUCUGCUGUGCCAAAGCCAACGAGGCAGAGAAGCCGUCAGUAUUAUCGAAUAUGUGGAACACUCGCUGCAAUAUCGCCCUGCAAUUCCCGAAGCAGCCAAUGGCGAUCGCGGGAGCGAAGCCUCAAGUUCUACGGGGCGAUCUCCACUUUCCGAGGUUUCGGACUGGCCAGUGUGGGAGCAAGAUGCCGAAGCCGAAAACAUGCCCCAAGAGCUCAAGGAUUUCCUGCGUCAUGAUGUACCCGGAUUCGGUUCGAGCGGUUACGCAAUCCCAGGAUCCGAGAAUGGUCGCAUACUCUCGUUAGUGCACGCCAAAGGCAAUAUGCUGUAUGCUCUCGGUGACAACACCAGAGCGGCCAAGGCCUUCGAGGAUGCGGUAAUGAUCAGUGUUGGCCGACAAGUUAAGGACAUCGGAGCACUUAUCAGGCGCAUCUUGAGGGUUGUCGACGAGGAUGAGUUCGGCACUGCUGAAACUGGAGCACACGACGAGUACUCCCCUACGCCGAUUCUCCUUCCGCCUGCCGCAGCUUUGAAAACAGCAAGUCUCUGCUUCCCUAACUACGGCGAGCUACCAGGCCUCAAGUACAUCUUGAACAAGGGCAUGUCUCGUAAAGCGGCGAUUGCGACAACGAGCAACUCGCUUCUGUCUCUGGCCAAAAUUUUUCAGGAUGGUAUGGCAUCUGGUCAGCCAAAAACUCCUUCCGCAGCGAGUUUCGGAGUGCGCCAGAUUCUUGCUCUUUACUACCUUUCUUUGUCUCUCCAGCCUAGCCCAUCUACCGCCAACAAUGUCGGUAUUCUUCUGGCGAGCGUCCAGCAGACGCGGGCACCGAAAAUGCCUUACACGGACACGGAAUUGCCAAAGAUACCUGGAGUCGUACCUGGCAGCGGCAUAGCGCUUGCUCUUUCGUAUUACAAUUAUGGCCUCAACCUUGACCGCAACCACGCACACCUUUACACCAACUUGGGGAGCCUUCUCAAGGACCUCGGUCAGCUCAGGUCUGCGAUCAGCAUGUAUGAGCAGGCUGUCAAUUGUGAUCCCAACUUUGACAUUGCCCUUGCCAACCUGGCCAACGCCGUCAAGGACGAUUCUAGGAUUGCCGACGCCAUCAUCUACUACAGGCGCGCCGUCAGCGCCAACCCUGAUUUUGCGGAGGCGAUAUGUGGCCUCGCCAAUGCGCUGAACUCUGUCUGCUCAUGGACUGGCAGGGGCGGCAUUGCUGCAGAUGGGGGCAGACGUGAUCGCUGGCACGUUGACGACAAAGGCAUGCUUCUUGAUGCUCGCAUGCCUGGCGCUGUUAGCACGGGCUGGAUCAAGCGCGUCGUCGAUCUGGUGGAGAAGCAACUCGCCAAUGGUGAAGACUGGGGCCGUGGCGCCAUGACCGGUCACUUCAUCGAGUCCGUUGUACAUCUGCCAAUCACCAGCCGUUCAUAUCCGAAUCCGCGCGAGUACAAGGAUGCCUUGAGAAAAACACUUCAACGUUGGUCGAGCCAGAAGUGGGAGGGUGCACGCGUCAUCCGUAUCGUCGAGCGUGCAACCAGACGGUUGGUCUGGCAGUGGUAUCAUGACAAAUACGUGGAACGCAGACAGCUUCAGCCGUCGGCUUACCGCAGACCACCGCUCCCCGAAAGUCUCGCUGUACCUCAAGCGCCUACCGUCCUCCCUUUUCAUACCUUCACCUGUCCGAUGUCCGCCAAGCAGAUCCGCAUGAUCUCCCAGAGGAAUGGUUUGCGGAUCUCGACAAUGACGUUGAAAAUGCCAUGGCUGCCCCGAACUGUCUAUCCGCCCCCAGCGCCUCCAGCCCCCUGCCUGAAGGUGGGCUAUGUUUCGUCUGAUUUCAACAACCAUCCUCUGGCCCACUUGAUGCAAUCUGUCUUUGGCCUGCAUGACGGGAAGAAGGUCAAGGCCUAUUGUUACGCCACAACUCAUAGUGACGGAUCUAUCCAUCGACACCAGAUUGAACGGGAGGCGCCUGUCUUCCACGACGCUCACAGUUGGUCUGCAGAGCGGUUGGUCAGGCAAAUAGUCGACGACGGCAUCCACAUCCUCAUCAACCUGAACGGUUACACUCGUGGCGCUCGUAACGAAGUGUUUGCUGCUCGCCCCGCCCCCAUCCAGAUGUCUUUCAUGGGAUUCGCUGGUACUCUAGGCGCCGAGUGGUGUGACUAUCUUCUCGCCGACGAAACAGCCGUGCCGCAUACGACGCUCAGAGAUAUGCGGAGGAAUGUGGAUUUAGGUGAUCUGCUGAUCGACGAAGACGCCCGCGAAGAUGGUGAGCGAUGGGUCUACAAUGAGAACAUCAUCUAUUGUAGAGAUACCUUCUUCUGCUGCGACCACAGGCAGAGUGCUCCGGACGCCAGAGGCAAAGAGAAUGAGUUGACAUGGGAAGGAGAGGAAGAGAGACGAUGGAAAAUGCGGAAAGAGAUCUUCCCAUCUCUGCCAGAUGACACGAUCAUCCUCGGUAACUUCAAUCAGUUGUACAAGAUCGAGCCGACGACUUUCCGCACCUGGCUCCGCGUUCUUUCCCGUAUCCCCAACGCCAUUCUUUGGCUUUUGCGCUUCCCAGACGCUGGCGAGGCCAACCUCCAGGCCACGGCACAUGCAUGGGCUGGCCACGACGUCGCCAAGCGCGUCAUUUUCACGGAUGUUGCUCCUAAAGGGAAACACAUUGAACGGGCCCGCGUCUGCGACCUGUUCCUCGACACGGCAGAGUGCAACGCGCAUACGACGGCGGCCGAUGUGCUGUGGUCCGGGACACCUCUUCUCACGUUACCGCGAUACGAGUACAAGAUGUGCAGCCGCAUGGCAGCAAGUAUCCUGAAGGGCGCGCUCCCCGACAACGAAGACGGCCGUCGUGCGGCAACGGAGCUUAUCGCGCGCGAUGAAGAGCAGUACGAAGAGUUUGCCAUCAGGUUGGCGCGUCAAUACAGGUACGAGGGCCACAGACCCACAGGCAGACUAGCAGAGUUGAGGAAGCUACUGUUCGAGUCGCGGUGGGACUCUGCUUUGUUCGACACCAAACGGUGGGUCCGAGACCUGGAAGAAGCGUACGAGACAGCGUGGCAACACUGGGUGAAGGGCGAAGGCGGAGACAUUUUCUUGCGGGGUAGCAGGAGCAAGUCAAUGAAGGCCGCGCUCCGCUGA
Messenger RNA from Aplosporella prunicola CBS 121167, 5082 nucleotides. Its product is annotated as glycosyltransferase family 41 protein. Lineage: Eukaryota; Fungi; Ascomycota; Dothideomycetes; Botryosphaeriales; Aplosporellaceae. Bases 1 to 5082 code for a protein of 1693 amino acids. The transcript is spliced from 3 exons. Gene Ontology annotation, molecular function: protein binding; glycosyltransferase activity. The record is from RefSeq and is a predicted model, not a curated record. Gene Ontology annotation, biological process: protein O-linked glycosylation.